This is a messenger RNA of Abrus precatorius (Indian licorice), 549 nucleotides long. RefSeq names its product mavicyanin-like. Bases 1 to 549 code for a protein of 182 amino acids. Gene Ontology annotation, molecular function: electron transfer activity. The transcript is spliced from 2 exons. The record is from RefSeq and is a predicted model, not a curated record. Gene Ontology annotation, cellular component: plasma membrane. Lineage: Eukaryota; Viridiplantae; Streptophyta; Magnoliopsida; Fabales; Fabaceae.
AUGGCAUUGAUAGUGAGAGCUGUGGUUUUCUUGAUGGUGAUGGCAGCUUUUCAGGUGUCAUAUGCAGCUGUGCACAAGGUUGGGAACUCUGCUGGCUGGACCAUCAUUGGUAAUGUAGAUUACAAAAAGUGGGCUGCUACUAAGAACUUCCAAGUUGGUGACACUAUUAUUUUUGAAUACAGUGCCAAGUUCCACAAUGUGAUGCGAGUGACGCAUGCCAUGUACAAGUCAUGCAAUGCAUCAUCCCCCAUAACCACCUUCACCACUGGCAAUGACACCAUAAAGAUAACAAAUUAUGGUCACCACUUCUUCUUAUGUGGCAUCCCUGGCCACUGCCAAGCAGGACAGAAGGUUGAUAUCAACGUGCUGAGGAGUGUAUCUGCAGCUGCAGCACCAACACCAUCAUCAGCAAUGGCCACUCCAGUUCCAGCUACCAAUGUACCUGCACCUACUCCUAACAAUGCAGCCUCAUUGAUUGUUGUAAAGGGUACUGUUUGUUUGAUGAGUUUAGCCAUGACACUGCUUGCAGUUGCUGUUUCUACUUUCUAG